CCGUUCUCAAGAUACGGCAAAAAAUGACGGAGACGCAUGAGGAGACCGUCACGAAUGAGCGGCAGUCACACUUAUCUCGUCACGCCCGUUGCUUCUUGAUCGCUUUCCAGUGCAGCCGUGCACGCGGUUGUAGAGAGGAUAUCACCCAUCAAUAUCCUCCAACUCGGAAUAAAUACGUAGCGGGGUAUGGAGGUCAACCCGACCGACGACGCCCCGGCCGUUCAGCCGUACCAUGAAGUUCACGACCGCCGCCAUCGCCGCCGCGCUUUUCAAGCUCGUGACCGCGUGCGGUGACGACCACGCACACGACCACUCGCUGCACAAGCGUUUGCCGCCCAGCGCGCACCUGACUCCUCCCAGCCGGCCGUUGGAGUGGGGCGACGUGAAUAUCAUCCAUACCACCGACUCGCAUGGCUGGUUGCUUGGACACCAGAAGGCAUCCUGGCCUGAGCCGAAUUACAGCGGGGACUUCGGCGAUUUUGCGAGCUUUGUAGCGCAUAUGAAGAAAAUCGCGAAGAAGAAGGAUGUGGACCUUCUUCUCGUCGACUCUGGUGACCUGCACGAUGGUACUGGCCUGUCUGACGGCGGCCCUCCCGGUAGCAUCGACGGUCAUCAGACCAACGAGUUCGUCACCAAGCUGCCUUACGACGUGAUGGCUAUCGGCAACCACGAGCUGUACAUCUACGCCAACACGCUCGACAUGCACACCAAUUUUGUACCCAAACUUCACGGACGUUACCUCUCUUCUAACGUGAACAUCACCGUCUUCGACAAGCAUAACAAGUCUGUCAGCGUGCCGGUCGGUGAGAGAUUCGUCAAGUUCAAGACAGAGAAGGGCCGCAAGGUCACCGCGCUCGGCGUUUUGUUCGACUUCACUGGAAACGAUGUCAACACUACGGUGCAAAAGGUCGAGGAUAUGGUCAAGGAGGCUUGGUUCGCCGAGGCUAUCAAGGAGGCCCCCGACUUCUUCCUUUUGACCGGACAUAUGCCCGUUUCGAACGACAACUGGCCGACUGUCUUCAAUGCCGUCCGCGCUGUUCACCCCACGACACCCAUCCUCAUUCUCGGUGGCCACACGCACAUCCGUGAUUGCAACCAACCCGACGGCCGCUCGAUGGCCCUUGAAAGUGGACGCUACAUGGAGACCGUCGGCUGGGCGAGCAUGACGAUUCCAAAAUCGCAGCACGCGAACGUCACCUUCACCAGGCGGUAUUUGGAUCCCAACCGAGUCACGUACGAGUACCACACGAAGCAGAGCAAUAGGACAUACGACACCUCUCUUGGACAGGAGAUCACGAAGGGCCUGCUGAAGCUCUCCAAGGAAUUCAAUCUCGACGCCGAAUUCGGUAUCGCGCCGCACGACUUCACCAUCACGCGUGCUCCUUACCCAUCCAACGAUUCGCUCUUGACCCUCUUCGUCAACGAGGCUGCUCCUGUGGCGCUUUCCAUCAACAAUACCCGCGCUUCGAUUCCCCGCAUCAUCAUCACCAACUCGGGCUCUCAGCGCUUUGAUGUCUACGCCGGAUCUUUCACCAAAAACGACCAACUUACUGCGUCGCCCUUUGCCGACUCCUUCCUUUAUCUGCCCAACAUCACCCUCGGCGUUGCAAAUCAGAUCCUCCCGGUCUUGAACAACGAGGGAGAGGAGAAGAGGAGUUUGGAGGUCCUGGAGAGUAGGGAAGCCGAGGCGUAUGCCCGGGGAGAUGUUGACAUGAGGUACAACAAAUGGUUGGAGGAGAUGGACAAGAGGCACGGCGCUGAGCGUCGCGCGGCGGCGAAUGCGACGCUCGGCUACGUCACGAGUGACAAGUGCCCCGGCGUCGGCGACGAUACGCUACACGCUCCUCUGCCUUUCUACUCCACCCCCUCGUUCAUCGCCUCCGACGCACCCGACGUCUCAGACGAUACUCCGAUCGACCUCGUCUUCGUCGACUUCAUCGAGUCGCAGCUGCUCACGAUCCUCAACAGCGUGCAGACGGACCAGAAGUUCACCACGUCCGACGUGCAGUCGUACAGCCCGUUCUUGGCGAGCGAGCUUCUUGGCCUGUUCGCCGAGCGGGUUUGGAACACGACCUCGACAUGAGGUCGUAUGGUAGUGUACGGC
Punctularia strigosozonata HHB-11173 SS5 is the source of this 2104-nucleotide messenger RNA. RefSeq lists its product as uncharacterized. Gene Ontology annotation, molecular function: hydrolase activity. Gene Ontology annotation, biological process: nucleotide catabolic process. The transcript has 3 exons. The record is from RefSeq and is a predicted model, not a curated record. The coding region runs from base 233 to 2083 and encodes 616 amino acids. Gene Ontology annotation, cellular component: cytosol. NCBI's taxonomy places the organism in Eukaryota, Fungi, Basidiomycota, Agaricomycetes, Corticiales, Punctulariaceae.